This is a messenger RNA of Aspergillus nidulans FGSC A4, 798 nucleotides long. Its product is annotated as oxidoreductase, short chain dehydrogenase/reductase family. The transcript is spliced from 5 exons. The record is from RefSeq and is a predicted model, not a curated record. Bases 1 to 798 code for a protein of 265 amino acids. Gene Ontology annotation, molecular function: oxidoreductase activity, acting on the CH-OH group of donors, NAD or NADP as acceptor. NCBI's taxonomy places the organism in Eukaryota, Fungi, Ascomycota, Eurotiomycetes, Eurotiales, Aspergillaceae.
AUGUCCCCCAUCGUCCUCCCCUCUGAGUCCACCGCCCAGCCUGCAAGCCCCCUCUUUGCCCUCACAAACCGCACAGUCGCCAUCACCGGCGGCGGGCGCGGCCUCGGCGUCACCCUCACAAGCGCAGUCCUCGAAGCCGGCGGUGAUGUCGCCUGCUUGGACCUCCUGCCUGCCCCCAGUGCCGAAGAAUGGGCAGCCGUGCAGAAACUCGCCGCUGCAAGGGGGCUGCAGGCAACGUAUGUCCAGUGCGAUGUGACAGAUGAGGUUGCAGUCCAGGCAGCACUAGAGAAUAUUGCAGCCGUUGGGCUUGGGCGAGGGAUGCCGCUCAGAGGGUUGAUUACUUGCGCGGGGAUUCAGCAGAUGGUCCCGGCGUUGGAGUAUCCGGUUGAGCUUUGGAGGAAGAUGUUGGAUGUCAAUGUUGUCGGGACGUUUAUUCCUGCUAAGCACUGUGCGCAACUCUUCAAGCAACAGGGGACGGGAGGAAGCAUUGUGAUGAUUGCGUCCAUGUCUGGGCAGAUCGCGAACCGGGGCUUAACAUGCACCGCCUACAACUCCUCCAAAGCUGCUGUGCACCAGAUGUGCCGCUCUGUCGCGCAGGAAUGGGGCCAGUAUGGUAUCCGCGUAAACACAUUAUCGGCCGGCUACAUCCGCACAGCGAUGACAGACGCGCUCUUGGUAGCCAAGCCCGAAGUCGAGGAGACGUGGAUGCGCGGCGCCCUGUUAGGCAGACUCGGUGUCCCUGACGACUUCAAGGCGCCGAGUGGGUUAAACGAGUGGUCAUCCAAGUCUGCAUCAUAG